Messenger RNA from Closterium sp. Naga37s-1, 747 nucleotides. The record is from the annotation of a GenBank genome assembly. Lineage: Eukaryota; Viridiplantae; Streptophyta; Zygnematophyceae; Desmidiales; Closteriaceae.
AUGGCAUCCGCCACGUCAGCGCUCCACCUCUCCCCCGUCUCCACCGCCGCGGAUCUACGUCCCUCCCCCUCUUCCUCCGCCUUCCCCGCCUCCGCUUCCGGCGUCUCCGCCGUCUCCCCCUCCUCCCGCCCAGUCCUUCCUGCCCGCUUCCGCCGCAGCAGCCAUCGCCCAGUUGCGAUAGCGCCUCUAUCGAAAGGGACUGUAUCGAAAGCACCUCAUCGCACGCGAAGAUUCCGGUGCGAGGCUGCGAGCAGCGGCGACGCGACGUCGCCCUCCUCUUCGUCGUCACCGCCAGAGGCGGCACCCGCAGCGACCCCAGCGGGCGGGGCGAAAGGGCACGCGUUCAUCCACGACUUCUGCUUCGGCAUCACAUUCGGAGCGGCAGCAGCAGUGGCGGGAGUGGCGUGGUUCCUGGUGACAAAGAGCGCGGACGCGCUGAGGCUGACAGCGCUGUUCGGCGCCACCAUUGCGCUGGGCGGGGUGGGCAGCCUGAGGGCGUGGCGCAAGGGGCAGUCGAGCACACCCUACAUCCUCGGGCAAGCAGGUGCGUGCAAGGGGAUGCCCAACCAUACACAUGCACGGGAAUCCACAUGCGCAUGCACGCUCGGGGGUUUGGGCAGCCUGAGGGCGUGGCGCAAGGGGCAGUUCAGCACACCCUACAUCCUCGGGCAAGCACGAGCGUGCAGGGAAAUGCAAGGGAGGAGGCGUGCGGGGAAAAGGCGUGAAAGCUGUGUGGAGGAGCCGUGA